Amoebophrya sp. A120 is the source of this 812-nucleotide messenger RNA. NCBI's taxonomy places the organism in Eukaryota, Dinophyceae, Syndiniales, Amoebophryaceae. The record is from the annotation of a GenBank genome assembly.
GCGAGGACAUUUCGAAUUUGGUGAACAUGACCACGAGCAAGUAUGAAAAGAAAAAAUCCCCCCUCCCCAUAUUGACAACGUACUUUUUCGAAAAUUUGUGUUUCUGAUUUGUGACCACAAAUGGUCUCUGUGUUGCAUGAAGGCAACCCCACAGGCUCCGCCGCUUUCUACAGGCGGUUUGUCAUGCUCUUGCUCCUACAGCGUAGACGUCUGCCACGCUAAGCGCCUAGGCCAAGACCUCUCUACUCAGACUUGAUACGGGUCUGCAGUCCUCUCCAGCAAGACAAACCUGAUUUGUGUACACAAAGAAAUCCAGCAACAGAAGUUUUCACUUCAAUAUGGGGAGGGGGGAUUUUUCCUUUCGAUAGCAAGAUGGGCAUCUACACCGUGUUCUGCGUGCUGCAAUUGGGAUCGCUCUUCUCCUUCCUCUCUGAGGGGAAAAUGCUGUACGCCUAUACGGAGGACCCUAUCCCGCAGAAAAUUCGCACCGCGUGUUUGGUCGUGCGAUUCUGCAUCGAAGUUGUAGAGGCCAAGACACAUGAUGAAAAAAGAAAAGGAUCACGUGGAUUGUUGCCGCAGGAAUAAGUAGAUUAUCUGUCAUGAAUAUACGUACUUACACAGCCUGCUGCUCCUGAUGAACACCUCACAGAACGACGGAAGAUAUUUCAAUGGCUCUAUGCAUCACAGACAUGGCGUGCUCUGCUUUUUUUCUGCGUGAUAGACCAGGAGCACAGCGUGCCGAUCUCGCCCGAGUGGAUCACGCUCCCCUACUCCAUCGCCUGGACCGCCUCCUUCGUGUAUCUGAUGCUGGC